AUGUCUGAUAGUUCGAGUGAUGCAGUUCUUCUGCUGAUUUGUGGACUCCCUGCUGCCGGGAAAACGACACUUGUGAAGCAUCUAGUGGCAAGAUGCACCACCCCAUCAAGGUCGUAUCAAUAUAUCUCUUUUGACGAGCUCUACGAGCAACAGAUGAUCGAUAACGGAGAUAGCAGACUAAGUGAGUUUGACCCUGAAAUAUGGAAAGCAUGCCAGCAAAAGAUGGUGCUGCGAGUGAGCAAAUGUUUAAAGGAAUACACAUCGGCUAGGAGGAGCGGGUCCGCGCACCAAAUGGUGCUUCUUAUCGACGACAAUUUCCAGUACCGAAGUCUGCGCAAGCGCUUCUUUCAUCUCGCCACCAAGGCAAACUGCGGCUUUGGUCUAGUGUACGUAAACACCCCGAUAACAACCUGCCGAGAACGAAAUGCUGUUCGGGGUGAUAGUGCACGAGUUCCUGAUGAGGUUUUUGAACGGAUGGUGACAGUAUUUGAGGCACCCAAUGGCUGUCAAACCUCGUGGGAAGUGAACACUUGGGAGGUGAAACAAAUGGAAGAUGCCGCCAACAUUGAAGAGGCAAUGAACGCGCUGAUUCAGCAAGCAUCCCGUGAAGGAAAAAAACGACGCCUUGCGCAAAUGGAUGCGCAGAGAAAAGCAGCUCAGCAGCACCGCGAUCGACUAUCAACACAGCAAAGUGUGCUUCACCUCGUUGACUUGCAGCUGCGUCAAUGGAUAUCAACUCAACUGCAGGAUGAGAACACACUAACGUCAGGGCUACCAAAGUCGCAACUAGCAUUUCAAUUAAAUCAACGCAAGAAAAGCUAUCUCGCGUCCAUGAUACAGUCGUAUAGUAACAUUGUCGACAGCAUUCAUGUACAAGGAAAGUCUAUCAAGGAGGUGGUGAGUUUGCUCGUUCAUCGAUUCCAGCAUCAAGAAUAA
Peronospora farinosa is the source of this 936-nucleotide messenger RNA. Lineage: Eukaryota; Oomycota; Peronosporomycetes; Peronosporales; Peronosporaceae. The record is from the annotation of a GenBank genome assembly.